CUUUCCUUUCUGAACAGAUAUGGACCAGUGUGUGAAAUGUCCAGAAAGUCACUAUGCCAACUCAGAGAAGAACCACUGCCUCCGGAAAUCUGUGAGCUUUUUGGCCUAUGAAGAACCCUUGGGGAUGACACUCACCAUCACAGCACUGGCCUUCUCUCUACUCACAGCUGUGGUUCUUGUAGUCUUUGUGAAGCACAGAGACACACCCAUUGUCAAGGCCAAUAACCGGGCUCUCAGCUACACCCUGCUAUUGACCCUCUUCAUCUGUUUCCUCAGUUCCUUGCUCUUCAUUGGCAAGCCCAACACAGCCACCUGCAUCUUGCAGCAGACAGCAUUUGGAAUUUUGUUCACUGUGGCUCUCUCCACAGUGUUGGCCAAAGCUAUUACAGUGGUUAUUGCAUUCAAAGCCACUGUUCCAGCUAGAAUGGUGAGGUGGUUAAUAGUAUCAAGAGCCCCUAAUUUCAUCAUUCCCAUCUGCACACUGAUCCAACUUAUUAUCUGUGGAAUCUGGCUGGUUACCUCUCCACCCUUCACUGAUCAAGAUACUCACACUGAACAUGGUCACAUCAUCAUUGUGUGCAACAUGGGUUCAACAGUUGCCUUCCACACUGUCCUGGGGUACCUCUGCUCCUUAGCACUUGGGAGCUACACCAUGGCCUUCUUGUCCAGGAAUCUGCCUGACACAUUCAACGAAGCCAAGUUCCUGUCAUUCAGCAUGCAGGUAUUCUUCUGUGUUUGGAUCACUUUCCUCCCUGUCUACCACAGCACAAAGGGGAAGGUCAUGGUGGCUAUGGAAGUGUUCUCCAUCUUGGCUUCCAGUAUAGCCCUCCUUGGAUUGAUUUUUGCCCCCAAGUGCUACAUUAUUUUGUUAAGGCCAGAAAAAAACUCCUGUCAUAGUAUCAGGCACAGAAAACAUUCAAGAAGGAAUAUCCAUUUAGAUUUAGUUAAAAAUUAA
Grammomys surdaster is the source of this 955-nucleotide messenger RNA. RefSeq names its product vomeronasal type-2 receptor 116-like. Lineage: Eukaryota; Metazoa; Chordata; Mammalia; Rodentia; Muridae. Gene Ontology annotation, molecular function: G protein-coupled receptor activity. The record is from RefSeq and is a predicted model, not a curated record. Bases 20 to 955 code for a protein of 311 amino acids. Gene Ontology annotation, cellular component: membrane. The transcript has a single exon. Gene Ontology annotation, biological process: G protein-coupled receptor signaling pathway.